Mangifera indica (mango) is the source of this 2550-nucleotide messenger RNA. Its product is annotated as aspartic proteinase 36-like. Gene Ontology annotation, molecular function: aspartic-type endopeptidase activity. The record is from RefSeq and is a predicted model, not a curated record. NCBI's taxonomy places the organism in Eukaryota, Viridiplantae, Streptophyta, Magnoliopsida, Sapindales, Anacardiaceae. Gene Ontology annotation, biological process: proteolysis. The transcript is spliced from 12 exons. The coding region runs from base 217 to 1986 and encodes 589 amino acids.
GAAAUAGAGCCCCUUUAGGAAGACUAUGAAAAUAUCCCAUCAAUUUGAUGACAAAAGUUAUUUUCGGAAAUUUCUGAGCCCUCGAGCUCCCUCCCCCUCUUGAAGGAAGAGAGAAAGAGGGCUAUUUUUAUAUCAACCCACUAUUCAAUUCCUUUUCUCUGCAUCUCGAUCUGCGCCGUUUUAUUCUCGCCUGAAUUGCCCCGGCCGUCCUUACUAAUGGCUUGGGCACCUAGUCAAAUUCUCACGGCCGUUUUCCUCUUCUUAUAUCUCCUCCAAUCAAAUCCUGCCGUCUCGAUUGCCAAUCUCCUUCACGGUGGCACCCGUCACGCCAUGGUAUUGCCGCUCUACCUUUCCCCUCCUAAUAUCUCCAGAAUCAGUUUCCCGAAUUCUCGUCGUCACCUGCAGAGAUCCACCUCCGAUUCCCACCCUAGCGCUCGCAUGCGACUCUACGACGAUCUGCUUCUCAACGGGUAUUAUACCACGCGUCUCUGGAUCGGUACACCACCUCAACAAUUCGCUCUUAUUGUUGAUACGGGGAGUACUGUUACCUAUGUCCCCUGUGCUACUUGCAAGCAGUGCGGCAGGCAUCAGGAUCCUAAAUUUGAGCCUGACUUAUCAAGCACAUAUCAACCUGUAAAAUGCAACCUGGACUGCAAUUGUGACCAUGACAGGGAACAAUGUGUUUACGAGAGACAGUAUGCUGAGAUGAGUUCAAGUAGUGGUGUUCUUGGUGAGGAUAUAUUAUCCUUUGGCAAUGAAAGUGAACUUCUACCUCAGCGUGCUGUUUUUGGUUGUGAGAAUGUUGAAACUGGUGAUCUUUAUAGUCAGCAUGCUGAUGGUAUAAUGGGAUUGGGCCGUGGAGAUCUCAGUGUUGUUGAUCAACUUGUUGAUAAAGGUGUGAUUAGUGAUUCAUUCUCAUUAUGUUAUGGUGGGAUGGAUAUUGGUGGGGGAGCUAUGGUUCUUGGUAAUAUAACUUCUCCAGCAAACAUGGUCUUCGCUCAUUCAGACCCUCUGCGCAGUCCAUACUACAAUAUUAAUUUGAAGGCAAUACAUGUUGCGGGGAAGUCAUUACCUUUAAACCCAAGGGUCUUUGAUGGCAAGCAUGGAACUGUUCUUGAUAGUGGCACAACAUAUGCCUACCUGCCAGAAGCAGCAUUUGUGGCUUUUAAGAAUGCGAUUAUGCAUGAACUUCAGUCCUUAAAGCAAAUUCGUGGUCCUGAUCCUAAUUACCAUGAUAUUUGUUUUUCUGGUGCUUCAAGUGAUGCCUCUCAACUCUCAAAUACCUUUCCAUCAGUAGAGAUGGUUUUUGGCAAUGGGCAAAAGAUGUUGCUAUCACCAGAAAAUUACUUGUUCCGGCAUUCAAAGGUUCGUGGUGCAUAUUGUCUGGGGAUUUUCCAAAAUGGAAGGGAUCCAACUGCACUCCUUGGAGGGAUCAUUGUUCGCAACACUCUUGUUAUGUAUGAUCGUGAACAUUCAAAGAUUGGUUUUUGGAAGACCAAUUGUUCUGAGUUGUGGGAACGAAUGAAGGAAACUAGUACUCAGCCAAUGGUUCCUUCAAAUGGAAAGAACUCAAGUGCAGAAUUGCCUCCUAAUGAACCACCAAAUAAUGCCCUUGCAGGGGUACUCCGAAUUGAUCAAAUAACAUUUGAUAUGUCUUUAAGCAUCAACUACUCAGAUUUGGAACCCCAGAUCCCACAACUUACUGAGUUCUUUGCUCGGGAGUUAGAUGUUAAUACUUCUCAGGUUCAUCUUUUAAAUGUUACAUCCAAAGGAGAUAGUUGUCUUAUUACAUGGGCUAUAUUCCCUUUAGGAUCUGCUAACUACAUUUCUAAUGACACUGCAAUUAAUAUAAUUUCCCAGCUUACCGAACAUCGUGUGCACCUUCCUGACACCUUUGGAAAUUAUAAGUUGCUUCAAUGGAAAAUCAAGCCUUCAGCAAAGAGGUCAAUGCGUAACACCAUGGAAGCACCAGUGAAGCAUGCAUGAACUAUAAGCCACAACCACUUGGAUGGGUCAAUGGGUGAUCAAGAAGGCCCAUGGACCUGAUAUCCAGUGUUUUGGAGAACUUACAAAUCAUUCAUUUUUCUACUUUUAUCUUAUGAAAUGAUGUAGGACAUGGUGGCAGCAACAUUAUCUGGUUGUGUUAUUAGUCAUUACCAUUUCGAUGAUUGCUGGACUGUCAGCUUCUGGAAUUUGGUGGCUUCUGCAGAGGCAUAGACAGCAAAAUGUAAAUCCCUACAAACCAGUCGAAAUUGCUGGGCCUGAGCAAGAGUUGCAGCCAAUAUAAUCUAUCAGGACUUGGGUUUGGUGAGUGAUAUAUGCAGCAGAAAUGUCAUAUUUAGCAUUUUUUUCACUUGCAAUAGCCGUGAAGCUUACAAUUUUAACCUCAUAAAAGGACCAUCUUUGCCAGUGAUGCUUAACUAUGUUACUCAUUAAACAGGUCACAGAUAGAGAUAUAGAAGAUCUUGGUCAAAUUAUUGAAUCUGUAUGUGAAUAUUUUGUAACAUGCUUUUGAGUGAAUCAAAAACUCCUGUCCAGUGGCUUUUGCAA